Molecule: messenger RNA, 1332 nt
Organism: Gossypium raimondii (Peruvian cotton)
Lineage: Eukaryota; Viridiplantae; Streptophyta; Magnoliopsida; Malvales; Malvaceae
Product: homeobox-leucine zipper protein HAT22
Exons: 3
Coding region: 150-995 (281 amino acids)
Biological process (GO): regulation of DNA-templated transcription
Molecular function (GO): DNA-binding transcription factor activity, RNA polymerase II-specific; sequence-specific DNA binding
Source: RefSeq, a predicted model, not a curated record
CUCCCUCCAAAAAGUCUUACUCAUUCUCUUCCCUUCUUAAGACCCUUUUGCACCCUCGUUAUCUUUCAAUCCACUCCCUCUCCCUCUCUUUCCUUCACCCCCUUCUAACCAAAAAAAAAACCCACUUGUGUAGACAAAAUUUCAGCUUGAUGGGUAUUGAUGAUGCAUGUAAUACAGGCCUUGUUCUUGGGUUAGGCUUUUCAUCAACCCUGGGAACUCCAUCCAAGGCCAACAACAAUCAAACUCCCAAGAAAUCAUCUAUGUCCAUGGCAGCAGCAAGUGUCGAGCCAUCGCUGACGUUGGCGUUAUCCGGUGAGAUAUACCUAGUUAAUGAUAAUAGCAAAAAGAUUGAUGUGAACAAAGGCGUUGGUUGUCUUCACAACCAUGAGGAGCCUGGCUCCGGUGAUUUGUACCGUCAGGCUUCUCCCCAUAGUGCUGUUUCUUCAUUUUCUAGUGGUAGGGUGAAAAGGGAAAGAGACCUUAGCUGCGAAGAAGUGGAGGUAGAGAAGAAUUCCUCCAGAGUUAGUGAAGAAGAUGAAGAUGGUGUUAAUGCUAGAAAGAAACUCAGGCUCACCAAAGACCAAUCUGCUUUGCUCGAGGAAAGCUUCAAACAGCAUAGCACUUUAAAUCCUAAGCAAAAGCAAGCUUUAGCAAAGCAAUUAAACCUGAGGCCUAGACAGGUUGAAGUAUGGUUCCAGAACAGGAGAGCCAGGACAAAGCUUAAGCAAACUGAGGUAGAUUGUGAAUUCUUGAAGAAGUGUUGUGAGACACUAACAGAUGAAAACAGGAGACUGCAAAAGGAGCUACAAGAACUCAAGGCACUGAAACUGGCUCAACCCUUUUACAUGCACAUGCCAGCGGCUACUCUCACCAUGUGUCCAUCUUGUGAAAGAAUCGGCGGUGUUAGCGAUGGCAGUUCCAAGAACCCAUUUUCAGUAUUGCCUUCAAAGCCUCAUUUCUAUAAUCGCUUCACCAAUCCUUCUGCAGCAUGUUGAUUCCAAGUUCGUUAAUUACAACUUAAAAUCAGUAGCCAAAGAAAGGACGAGAAUAGACCCUCCCCAUAACCCCUCUAUUUUUUGGUUAAGGGCUUGUAGCGAAUCAAAAUUAGUGUGGACUAUAAAUUAAUUUGUAGAAAACCAAUAGUAAAAAUUACUGAUCAAUCUCCUCAUCCAUCUUUAUAUGUUUUUGUAAAUAUUCAUUAGAAAUUAAGAUAUACUAGUAUAUCUAUCUUUUAUUAUUCAUUCUUUUGUUCCAUCUUUUAAUGAUACACUUGUUGUUUCCAUUGCUUUGAUAAUAUGGAAUGAAUAAAGAUUACGAUUUAUCUCAUGGAAA